AAAGCUGAUUGUGGCAAUAACAAGACGGUCAAUAGCAACGUAGGCAACAGAGUGGGAGUGGAAGGAGUUCGGUUUUCGGUUUUACAUCGUUUUCUGAAUAAUGAGUCGCCAUGAAGGGGUCAGUUGUGAUUCUUGUCUCAAAAGCAACUUUAAUGGACGCCGUUACAAGUGUUUAAUUUGUUAUGAUUAUGAUUUAUGCGCUGAUUGUUACGAGGAGGGUGUAACUUCUACUCGUCAUUUGGUCGAUCAUCCAAUGCAAUGCAUUCUAACGCGUUCCGACAUUGAACUGUUUUUUGGUGGUGAAAUGCUCAAUUCGGAGCAGCCACAAAGCUUCACAUGUCCUUAUUGCAAGAAGAUGGGCUUUAGCGACGCUACUUUGCUGGAACACGUUUCGGCCGAGCAUACGGAAACCAGCCUUGAAGUAGUGUGUCCAGUAUGUGCCGGACUACCGGGCGGUGAACCGAAUCUAGUCACAGACGACUUUGCCGGCCAUCUAACAUUGGAGCAUCGAACGGGACCGCGUGAAUUGAUUUCAUUUCUGGACGAACCAUCUGCUAUCCGACAUGGAGGCGGUGUACGUCGUAUUCCAGGACGUACGCUUGGCGGUCCUCGCGCUCGUCGUUCCAAUAUGCACUUUAGUUCAUCAAGUGGCUUGUCGGCCCUAUCACCAUCCGGAAGGGAAUCGGUUGACCCGAUUGCCGAACUACUCUCACAGUUAUCGGGUGUGAGACGAGGCGGACCGCAGACGUCCCAAUUGCAACAAUUGCAGAUGCAAAUACAAUUGGAACGCCAACAAGUGACGGCAACACGCCAACAGUUGGAACGUUUGCCCCGUCGGGCUCAUCCAAUGGUCUCUUCAUCGAAUUCGAAUGCAACCAUGCCGGAGGUGAUAAGUAGCGGCCCAAUAUUGAGUGGCAGUGGAUCUGGUGGUAGCGGUGGCAGCGGUGCAAGCGGUUCUGGUAGUGUUAAUGGUGGUGGUGCCAGCUCUUGUCGCACCAACGAAUGGAGUGUGAAUCCGUCGUUAGCCGCCCAACAACAAUCCCAAUCAGGCCUGACAGGCAACAAUGCACUCAACAGCAGAGAAGUAAGCGGCGGUGGCAGCGGCAGUGUGAAUGGGGGAAGUGGCAGUAGUGCCAGCAAUGUACUUGGCAUGUCGGUUACUGGUGGAACAGUAGGUACGGGUGUUAAUGGCCCGGGAACCGGAACCGAUGGUCAAUCGCAGUUUUUGCUAACAAAAUUCAUGCAGCCAACAUUGAGUGAUACAGAAUGGGCUGAAAUGGAGCGCGAAAGGUCUGAUCGUUCACAAUUUGUACAAGCGCUUCUGUUGUCAACACUUUCCUUUGACUCGCUUGACGCUAUUGCAAUUAGUGGUGCCGAAGCUGAGCGCGAAAAUCGCGGCGAAUCGCAGGAAACCAACAGUGAUAAUGUAAAUAAUGAGAAAGUCUCGGCUGCGAACACAAAAAGCGACGCCAAUGCGAGGGAAUCGCUGAUGAACAAUAACACAGAUGCCUCGGCACAAACCACAAACACCAGUGGCAGCGGCGGCGGCAGCAUGCAUGUAAGCGGUGGGCGCCAACAGGUGCAUCAGCAGCAACAAACCUCGCCGGAGGAUAUUGCCGACGAGUACAAGCAAUUGCAGCAGCAGCAACAACAACAACAGCAAGCACAGCAGCAAACCUACGCAUCAAAAAAGAAAUCAACCAGCAACACUAGUGCAAGUGGUGGGGCUGGAGCCGCUGGCGGUAAAUCGACAGCUGACAGAGGCAUUGAGCGACGGGGCCGUCCACCACCCCCACCAGUUGGCGGUGGCGCAGCGGCUACUGGCUCACAACCGCAACAACAACAUUCUAGGUAGUGCUAUCGUCCUCAUCAGCCAUGACAUGAACAUAAACAAAAACAGCAACCGCAAAAACUAAAACUGCAACAUAAAAACAAACAGAAGAAACAACAGAACGAAAACAUCCACAGCCACAUCCAGAACAACAAGAACAAAUCCAAUCUCGCACAGCAGCAACAACAGCAGCGACAACGGAGACGAACGGUGUGGUCAAUAGCAGAUGCAAAAACACAACGCUAUGAAAAUGAAGGUGCAGUUGAAACAAAUGGUAUAAUGGAGGAGGAAGGGGGGAGUGUUGAUGCUGAGGCAGUAUGUAGAAAGGCGACGACGACGAUGCAAUGUGGACGUGGACGUGGUCGACGGCAAGACGACGAUGACGGCGACUACGGGUACAUAAGAAGCAGCAGAAGCAACAACCAGAGCAAAACAUUAUAAAUAUGGUUUAUUAAAUAUAUUAUAAUUAUUAAAAUUUAUAUAAUUAUAAAAGAAAAAAAAAACAACAAAGAGAAGGCAACCCAACCAACCAACACAUCUAUUGUAAUCAAAUGAACUAAUUAUAAUUUUAAAGAAAUUGAACAUUUAAAAUUAAAGGAAACACUAUUAAAACAUAAAUAACGAAACAAUA
Messenger RNA from Rhagoletis pomonella (apple maggot), 2462 nucleotides. RefSeq names its product E3 ubiquitin-protein ligase Kcmf1 (gene Kcmf1). Lineage: Eukaryota; Metazoa; Arthropoda; Insecta; Diptera; Tephritidae. Gene Ontology annotation, cellular component: plasma membrane. The record is from RefSeq and is a predicted model, not a curated record. Gene Ontology annotation, molecular function: zinc ion binding. The coding region runs from base 101 to 1855 and encodes 584 amino acids. The transcript has 6 exons. Gene Ontology annotation, biological process: synaptic signaling.